Messenger RNA from Cannabis sativa, 786 nucleotides. RefSeq lists its product as uncharacterized. The record is from RefSeq and is a predicted model, not a curated record. Bases 1 to 786 code for a protein of 261 amino acids. NCBI's taxonomy places the organism in Eukaryota, Viridiplantae, Streptophyta, Magnoliopsida, Rosales, Cannabaceae. The transcript has 2 exons. Gene Ontology annotation, molecular function: nucleic acid binding; RNA-DNA hybrid ribonuclease activity.
AUGUGGAGAGCCGGCUCUAGUUGUCUCCCCACACUUGCACAGCUUGCUUCAAAGUUUGUCCCCGUCAAUACUCGUUGUCCGUUAUGUGAUGAGCUUGAUGAGACCAUUUCUCAUGUCUUGCUCACUUGCCGAGCCAUUAAGCAAGGCGCACGAAAUGAUGUAGUUUGGCAAGGAAAAUCGAUUAAUGUUUCAGCGAUAGUAGUGUCUGCAAAAAGCUAUCUUGAUCAAUGGCAAAAUGCUCAAAAAACUCAAAUUGAGACAUCUUGGACUACUCUUCAGUCCUAUGAUGGGGUCGAGCAUUGGAUUAAACCUGAAGUUAACAGUAUCAAGAUCAAUGUGGAUGCGUCUAUCUUUGAAGGACAAAAUCGGUUUGGAGGUGCUUUUGUUGUUCGAGACCAUAAUGGAUUGCUUGUUGAGGGGCGUACCAAACUCUACAUAGGGAAUAUGGUACCGGCUGUGGUGGAAGCUUUGAGCUUUCAGGAAGCUCUAAGUUGGAUUAAAGACCAUUCGACUAGUCCGGUUUGGGUGGAGACUGAUUGUCUCUUGGUUGUUCAGGCUCUAAGAAGCUCCAUAAGCUUAGCUUCUUAUUUUGGUUGUGUGAUUCAAGAAUGUAAAGCCUUGUUGGCUUCUCUAAGAAAUGUUGGUUUUUGUUUUGUUAAGCGGUCAGCUAAUAAAGUCGCUCAUGAGUUUGCAAGAGCGUCUCUAUUGUACCCUGAUUGUAUUUUCAGUAUGGAAAAUAUUCCAACUGAUUUGUUGCCAAUGUUGGUGACAGAAUUUGAAGGUUAA